AUGGGACAGAACCAGGUCAAACAGGAAGGAGGAGAACCAGCCCAAAGUGAAGGAUUGGAGGACGCUAGGCCAAGCACUGAGUCUGGAGAUGUAGUCAGUCAUACAGGUGAUGUCAUGGAGGGAGGAAGCGCUUCUGAGGAAAAGGAGGAGGAGGAUGGCAGCACCAGGAAAAAUUCAGGGGAACCAGAUGCUCAGGAUCUGGAUGGAAGCCCCGGCCAGGAGCCAAUAACACCUUCUAGUGAAAGGCACAUAAACUCCCGGGUUAGUCCUUUUGCUGCAAGGGAGGUGAGACAGGGAGGGGCUGCAGGGAAGGAAAGAGGAGGAGGAGGAGGAGGAGGAGGCAGGACUGUGCCACUGGUUCCACAGGAGACAGACAAGAACCUCAAGAGCGGUGAGAAGACUGAGGAGAGAGCCAACACAUACAACCCUUUCAAAGAAGCGAAGAGAGAGAAGAGUAAGAGAGAGGAGGAGCUUCACAGAUCCUCAACGGUCAAGAUGGAGAACCAGGAAGAAGAAACCAUCCCACAGGAGGAUCAGCAAGAUGAAACCUCCUCAGCUGAAAGGUACAGAGAUGUUGUUAGUGUAAAGGAUGCAAAGUUAUCGAACAGAGGAAAGGGCUCAGCAAAAGUGAAGAAGAGCAGAUUUGGGGCUCAUGAGGGAAGUCAGCUGUUAACAACUGUUCAGCUCGAUCACAAUGACACCAUGAUGCUGAAUGAAGAUAUUAAACUCUGUGCAGAAACAGUGGGCCGCUUGACUGAGAGGAAGGAACCGCCUACCGCUCAACGACAACAUCCUUUGGAAAACAGCGUGCAGAAAGAGUCUCUAUUAGACAUGAGUGAUACCAUUCAGAGUGGACCUCCAAACAUGAAACCAGAGAUUACUACAAAAGAGGAAACGCCAACAGUAGCUUUGAAAGACUACUCUUCGACUAAACCAAGAGUUUCAGACUCAACGAGGCCUCAUCUACUGAUGGACACAACUGAAGACAACACAAGUCAGACAACAGACUUGGAUCAGGCAUCAAACCCAGACUCACCUAAAGAGCCCAGCUCUAUUCUGGAGAAACUGCUGAAGAGGAACAGAAAGGAGGCGAUCCCAGAUCUUUCCGAGAUGAAAGAGGUCCACAUGAAUGACAAGGACACCACAGAUGGUACCACAAAGAGGAUUGUUUACAGUGCAGCAACAGAGCCGUGCACUGAUCAAAUCCAACAUUCAGAUGUUGGCACACCUCUGUCAGCAUGUGGUAUGAAAGAGCUGGAAAAUCUCCCUGCAACAGAUCUUCAUAUCAAGGACCUGGAUUUCAAACAGAGAGAUGUCGGUGACAGUUUAACCUCAGAUGUUCUUUGUUUUCAGCCUGAAGUGACUGGAAAUAUUGUCAAUGAGAGUUCAGUCACACAAUUACUUCAUUCCAAAGCUGAUUGUCAGAGUUCAGAGGAGAAGAUAAACUCAACAGAUGUUAAACCCGAGGAGGGGGUGGAGAUAAAAACAAACAUCAGCUCCUCAGAACACUUACAAUCACAUGAAAGAGCGUCAUGUGAGGAGAGCGGUGUGAUCACUGAGGAAUCUACACCUUCAUCAGACCAUGAUGCAAAGUCUCUCCCAGCAAAAAGGGAUGACUCAGGUCAUUUACAUACCUCUGACAAGACACACAAAAAUACUAUAGGCCCACCUCUGCAAAUAGAGAAUGGCAGUGACAGCAAAGCUCAACAGGAGUCAUCUGACUUUGCGAGCUCAGAGGCUCAACCUGAGAGGGAGAGGCAGGAGAAGGACUCCACUGAGGAUACUGGUCAAGCUGUGGAGACUGGUUUAGUUUCGGUUGAAGCCAGCGCAGCCGUCUCAGAGGAAAAACAAGGCAUGAAGCAGGAGAUUCACACUAACCCUUCCCAAGAAAACAUGACGGAGGAACAACCUGAUAAAAAACCUGGCAGUGAGAGAGGCGACGCUGUCGUUAGGAGGAACAAAUCCCAAAGCACUCCUAGAACUAGGCCUGUUUCUGACCUCAUAAAGGAAUCUGUUCAGCUGCAUGAAAAGCUGCAGCACCAGGACUGGCCCAAGCCCAUGGAAGUCAAGUGUGAUGAUCAGGGCCAGUCUGUGAAAGUGGCACAGAUGAAGGCGGCUUUUGACUCUGCUCAGAAAUCCCCUGAAAAGGCAGUAGAAAGGAAGCCAUCGAUGAGAAAAGGUAAGUGUGAUAUCUAAAUUGCAGUAUUUGUAUAAGAUUCUGCAAACAGAACACAUAGAGCACUGAUAGGAAAAGAGGUAAAGUGAUUAGUGAGUCAUUAAAUAUUGAAGCAGCAACUCACCAAAGAAGUCUGCAGACGGAUUCAUCACAAACACUUGCAUCAACACUCAUCUAUGGGUCCAAGGAAGGGUGGAGGGAAAAAAAUAGAUGAAAAAGAAAGAAGAAAAAAUAGACUGAUGAUGGAAUACAGCUGUUUUCCCUCUGUCAGGAGUCAGCAUCUGUCUGGGUUUGUGAAAUAUCGCCAUCUUGUGGACAUGUAAUACACUUGUGGUACAUUGUGUUCUUGAAAUAGAGUUUUAAUAUUAUAAAACGAUUCCUCGAACAGACACAUUACAUAAGCAUGUUGUGUUGUUUCUGCAUGUAUCAUGGACUGUGCAAUGAGUGUCUUAUGUGAGGACAUCCAAUGAAGCCUGCAUAGAAAUAUCUCAUGUGUCAAGGAAUAACUUUAUAAACCUCACAACAAGAUAUUAACACUUGUGUUUACAUUUUAUGUUUAGUAGGAAAAAUUAAGACAUACUUGACUCUAUCACUCUUACAUAUAUAUUCUGCUUAUCUAGUUAUUAUUGGAUUGUUCUUUUUCUGUCAUAUCAGUCAUUUUGGCUCAUUUACUCUUCAUUUAAUACUAUCAGGUUGGUGAGGAGAAUACCCAUUUGAAAUAAGUAAUUAGUCCUAACAUUAUAUAUGCAUAAACUAUGACUUUCUAAACGAUUUCAAAAUGAAAAUAUAUUAGGAACAAGACGUUUUAUAACCAUGUUCUAUGACAACAACAGUGGUACGGAUUUACAAGCCAUUAGUCACCAUUUACACGACUGAUGAUGAUUUUUUCCCACUGACUUCCUCAAGAAAAGCAGGCGUGUAUUCUGUUCCCAGUUAUCCAAACAAGACGCACCCUGAUUGGCUAUUUAAGCUAUCUGUCAAGCGUCGAUUAUCCACUCAUAUCUCGCCAAGCCAAAAUGGAGGGCGGGUUCAUUGGCGGAGUCGGAAAAGAGCAGACAGAGCGGAGCGGUGUCAGCAGCGGCAGCAGCGGCAGAGAGAGAGGGAGGAAUCAAGUGGGAUACGCGUUGGACUCUGUUAUAUCAUUCGGCUUUCUGGAAUACUUUAAUUUUCCUCCUCAGAAGGUAGGUUUCAGAUUAGAUUAAUGCAUUUAAAUCGAUGUAAUUCAGCGUUUUUAAUGGCUCUUUGUUUGUUCACUUAACCGUCACAGCCGUUAAGACAGGAAAGUGCACGCGCUAGCCAAAAUGAAUUGGGACAGUCUGGUGGAAAUGUCUCUUAGCCGUUAGCGUUAGCCGUUAACAGCCGUUUUUGCUGACAUUAUACCGAAAGUUUAUCAUAAAUGAACAGAGAUAAUGGUCGUUUUUAUUCUUUCCGGCGGCGGCUUGUCUUCGUGGAUAAUUCAGGACGUAAAAUGUUGGACGUUAACGGAGGAGCGGGGUGGGGUAGCUAACCAUAGUGCGGCAGGAAAACUUAUCUUCCAAACGAUAGAUCCACACACACACACGGAGGUGCAGGCAGCAGGAUAACCGCGCCCUGGCCCGUGGCUCCCUGACUGUUAAUAUACACCAUUAAAACACGUCUACACGCAGAUUCAGGUCUUAUAUUUAAAAUCCCAGUUGAUUAAAUACUAUCUUCAAUAUUCAUCAUGAUUAAAGAUUCAGAUUUGACCCACUAACACACUGAUAUGAAAGAUAAAUAGAGAGACGCUUUGGGAAACAAGCAGCAUUGAUGCCUAAUUCUGCCCAAGUGCAGUGACAGUAUGCCUGGUCGUCUGGUCAUCAUCACACGUGGAGAAUCACUGAGCAAUGUUCAGCACAAUAUGGACUGAGACAUGACACUAGGAUAGAUUUAGUAGUUUUUUUAUCUUUAUUGAGGGCAUGGAAAUACAAUGAGUCAUAUCAAGCUUGUAAAUGAGUGUAAUGCUGGGUCCAUCAGUACUGAAUAAUAAGAAUCAAUGUUAAUACAAGUAUUAUGUGUAGUUGUAUGUGUCCAGGCCUAUUUAGGUUAGAUGUCUGAACUUGUAAGUUUUAUUUCCAAAUCAGUCCGUCUAUGAAUAUUUUAAAUCAAACUUUCUCCAGAUAGACUUAUGGUGUGACCCAAAUCACAACUAAAUACUUAAAAUGUUGAGUAUACUUGACGCAAAAUGGAAAAAAGCAUGGAAAGUAUGUGAAAAUUGAGUAGGCAAAAGUACCCAGAUGACGUACUCAAAUUGGUCAAGAUUUUGAGUAUCCGACUGUGGACAGAAUGGCAGCCUUGUUUACAGUCAUCUUAACGUUAAAUAACAGUUUUGCUGAAUAAAGCACAAAUAAACUAUACCGCUGCAUCUUCAGCCAGUAGAAGGAGGAGAAAGCAUUGUCAGCGCCGAUUGAGACGUGAAAAGCGAUGAACGUUCAUUUUGUCGCUGAUUUUACCUCAAAAGUGGAUGAACGAGCGCGGGCAAAAGGUGGCGGUUAUUAGCUGAUGCAGAGCUAGCCGUUGACAAAUUGGUGUAGAAGAAGAAAUCGCAUCGUCAUUUCCGGUGAGUGCGCUGCGCAACACUGCACCCUCGAAACUGAAGCACUAUGCGAUUGAGUACAUAGUAUGAAAGACAGCAGUGAUUUCUCUGUGCAAUGAAAUGUCAUUGCUUGGCUUCCAUAUCACAGCAUGAUGGUGUUUAAUUUAAAAUAAAUAAAAUAAAAACAAUAAAAACUAACUAACCAAAUAAAUAAAAGUAUACAUAAAAAGAUAUAUGGGAUGGGAUGGAGACAGAAAAUUAAUGAAAAAAAUAUAUUGUAAUAAACUUUUUCCUAUAUUGCCCAGCCCUAGUUUUAGGUAUCACAAAUUAUCCUUAUCUGAAAAUAUAACGACUGUUUCUUUGAUUCUUAAAGUCUAAUACCAUUAUACAAUUGGAAUGAUUUGAUAUUUGGUCUUCUGUGGAGGAUUGUGGGGAGAUGUGAUAGUGAUGACCCCCAAAACUAUUCAGGUCCCCCUCCAGUUGAGCAUCAGCGGCUGAGACUCGACCUGAAGAAUCCUUACUAUGACCUCUCUGUACGCCACAAGCGGCUUAUUUGCUUGCUCAUGACAAAAGGCGAGUUGGAUUCGUAAUGAACGUGGUCAGUGUGCCAAAAGGGCGGCAUGAUUUGCAUAUUUGGCUCCUUUCUUCAACGUAGUUACUCAGCAUUCAUGUGUAAUCAGCUUUUGAACUGCAGGAUUUCUCGACCCUCUGAGGGGAUGUAGAGCAGGUGAAGGCUGACAGAGUGACCCCAGGGUCGACAGUCGACCGCACAACAGCUGUGUUUGGGCUCAUUAACCAUUCCAGACACAUCAACCUCUGCUGGUUGUGUUGCAGUACAAGGUCUUCAGGGGUGCAAACUAAAGCCUGCCUUCCUAUGGUUGGGCUGAGGGGGGGAGAGGAAGUGGGUCAGGAAGCAGAAGGAAACUAAGCGAGAGAUGGUAGGGAGUGUUUGUUCCUGUCAACUGCAGCACAGGGGGCUGGUUUUAACCAUGGCGCAAUAUCAAGUGCUAGUAACAAGAGGACCAUUAAUAUUUACAUCCAGUGUGUCCACUGCAUGUUUUUACUUACAGCUGAUAGAGGUCUUGUUGAACACAGCUUUGUUUAGCGUGCUAUCUCAGGUAAAUGCUUGUUUUUUGCGAUUGAUUCAUCAAAAAGUAGAAGUUCAGCCCUUAUUUUGUGGACUUAGCAACGUGAACAUGAGAAUUAAGUACCUGAAAUUGAUAUUUUCCCAUGGCAAUGCCGGCUCAGUCUCUCAACUAAACAGCUCAGUUUGACUGAGAUAUUACUACUACUUCUAUUUUUUUCCUUGCAUUUUUGACAUACCUUAGUUUGUGUUUAGUACUGUCUAUGCAAGAUGUUAUCAUAGUCUACAUUCUCAUCAAGAACUUUAAGGUUUCACCAACUUAAAGAUUUUUCUAAAUGAUGUGCUGAAUUUUGUCAAAGCGGGGUGUCAGGUGCUUCUUUUCUCUGAGGGCAGUCAGGGAGACAUCUCAUUAACCUACUGCUAAGCAUAUUAGGGUGUUUGUUUGUUUGUUUGUCUGUUUGGACCAGCCUGGUAAUGAAGAGGAUCACAUGCCUAAAUCUGGGCUGCUUAGAGGAGACGCUGGCCCCUGAGAAGCGAUCCUUUUAGGAAUCCAAAUAGCCGUCCAUCCCAGCGUUGUUUUGAUAUCUUUGCAUUUAUUAUUUGUAUUAAAGGGUAGACAUAAUUUUUGAAAGCAUGUUUGCUUGUUUGGUUUGGAAUCUCAAACAAAGUCCAAAUAGCUUCAUAUUUGUUUCAUUCUUUCUAGUUUACAAUUCCAGUCAGUAGACACAGACUAAAUCUCUUUCUUCCACUGGCCAAUGGUCUCUCCGACCACAGCUGACAACAUCUGUUGAAAUGGGGCAGUGAUUUUUGCAUGGCUCAUUGGGGGAGGGGGAAGUGGCUAUUCAGGAAGAGGAAGACACAUGCUUUGGACUCAUGCUGUAUUAUAGCAGGGAGGCCUUUUAUUUGUCCUUGAAUAAUAGACAUAGGUAGCUGAGAUUCAUCCUGAAGUCGUCGUGUCCUUUUGUUUUGAUCAUCUAACAGCUGAGGUGCAAAUGAAAACUCAGACACAGGUUAUAGGAGCAGCUGAAACAAAAGUAUUAACACUGCACACAACGCUCAUUAAAACCAAAUCUUUUUUCUAUUGUGAGUCAUUUAUAGGCUCUUAAAAUCUGAACUUGUUAGCAGGAUAUGAAGUUUGAAUGAGUCUCUCUUUAGCCCCACAGGACACGGCUGAAUGAGAGUCGGGAAGUAGGCUUGUGCGAGACCACACUUUAGGACACAUUCAGCAGCACACUAGACACACAGACUGUCAGACACAUUUUUCUAUUUCAGAAUUUGAGGAGUAUUUUAGUCUCUGUUUCGGAAUGAGGAAGUUGGAAAAACCUCAGCCUUGACUGCUGGUGUUGACUUUUAGUCUGUAAAACAGUCUUGAACUGCCCGAAACAGUCCUGUGUAUAUAAGUUAAACGUCCAAUAAAAACUAGUACACACUUAUGUAAUAUUUCAUGUUUAAUGUUUGCAGAUGGAGAGCAAAGUCUACCAGAGUCCUUCCCCCUUUAUGUGUAUACAUACUUUGCCAAUAAAGCUGGUUCUGAUCAGUAGAAGUCUAAAAAUCUUAAUGACAAAUGUACACAGACUAAAUGAAAUCUGAUUGAAUCUGGUGAUUGGCUGGUCUUCAAGUUACCUGGAGGUGUUACUCCGUCCAACUUUGAGCUAAUCUGCAAAUCUCAUUUCCUCCGCAAAGUAUAAUAGACCACAGCACCAUUUUUCUUGAAAUACUGAUGUGCAAUGUAUUGCUUUGCAUUGAGCCGAGCCGACUGCAUAGUCACUUGGGGUUGAAGCGAGGUGAAAAAACACUACCUUAUCUCAUUGUUGCAUAAAGCAAUGGAAUGUAGCUGGAAUCUGAUUACAAUGGCGGUCCGUGGCCUUGGUAACAGGAAGGGGAUUUAGGUGGCGUCUCAUGUGGUCUUGGUGACAAAAGGCAAAAGGCAGCCAGUGUAUUGGAAGCACUGAGGCGGCAUCAUCGGUGUGAGUGUGUGUGUGUGUUGUGGCAGGCACCGAGGGGCAGCACGGGUAACAAAGUGUGGGAAAGACAUGUCUGUAAGCAGAAAUGGUGGCUGAAUAUCUACAGAUAGGAUACAAAACUGUAGCUGCCAAGAUAACUCAAGCAGACAGACUAAAGGGAAGUCUAAGGGGAAACACAAUAAAGAAAUACAUCAACAAAUAAGGAAAUGAGCCUAUAAGGAACCAGGGUUAGGUGUUGGUUUAUUUUCUUUGUCUAUCACACGUAUCAACAGGGAACUUAGCUAUAAAAACAUGCCGUUUUCCAAAUAUUAGAGCUGCCUUGUAAAAGUUUGAUUUAUACCCUCACAGAUCAGCUUUCAUAGCACAUUAGCUGCAGCUGGAGAGUUGUUGUUAAAUCAGUGAUAUGUUGUUUUUCAUGUUUAAGAAAGCACACACCACCCUGUUUAACAAGCCUGCUUGUUCUUGGAUGGUGUCUUCACAGGUCUAUUGAUUGCUACAGUAUUUUUUAUUUCAUCCUAAAUGCUCCCACAUCUGUGCUUUCAAUUUUGCUGCCACUUUUUAUUUUGAUUUAAGACAUGCAUCGUGUGGUUUGGCUCCUACUGGCGUCGACCGCCUUAUUUUGCACUGCACCAUAGGCAGUGAGUGUUUCACAACUCCAGUCAUGGUAUUUGCGGCGAUAUCCAUUCUGUAACAUGCAUUAAUUCAAGUUUUUAAGCAGAGCUAUACUAGAUAAAUGGCUGAAAAUGGCAGUGAUGUUUGGUUGUGUUGUACCUAAAUGAAACAACAGAGGAACAAAAGGCUACACUUUUGCUUUGCAGUUUAAAGGUCAAUAUUUUCUUUAAAUAAAUCAGCCUUUUUAUAAGUCAGUGAGUCAGUUACAUUUCUUCAAAAUAAGAGCUUUUAAUCACCAAGAAAAGGGGCCAACCUGGUUUGCUUUCGAUCAUGAUCUCAAAGAGUUUCAAAUCAUGAAGUCAUUUUACUUAACAUGUCGAUUAGCCGGUGGUCCAUUACCCAGAGCUCUUAUACUUGCAGUAUUACAUGAUACUACAAGCUGGAUGUCUAGUCAACAUCUCCGGGAGUUAAAAGAAACACAAUUGGCAUCUGUCACCCCAGAGAUUUUGACCCCCCACAGGAGUUGAUGGAGGUUCUGCUCUCUGGUUUCAGUUGAGCUGCAGGUUGUGUGUUUAUGAGUUAAAUUGACAAACUUACAAAAAGUAUGUUGACCAAAGGUGACAAAACCACAGAGACACGUAGGUGCAAAUCCAAAGACAAACAAUCUUCGUAAUCAGAUGGAGACAUUACAGGUGAGCAGAUGUGAGGCACUGCAAACAGGUUUUCAUCCAGUUGAUUUUGAAAGUGUCUUCUUAGAAUCAUUGAAUUUUAUUUUAAUAAUAUACUCACAAUUUACUAAAUCUUGGUAAGAAUUAAAGUGUGUCUGUUUAAAGCUCUUUAAAAAGCAGAUCUGUUUUCCUGCAUUAUGACAUUCAGUACUGCUUAAUUUCAUUUCUUUGUAAAAUGAAAAGCUUAAUAAACUGAAUUAAAAAAAGACUUUUUCCAGGUAUAGCGCUCAGUAGUACACAGUGUACAGUCGUAUCAUGAUAUAACUGUGAUGUAGAGAUUGUUUGGCUUUGUCAUAAACCUACCGCCCCUCCUCUUGAGUCGGCUCAUCCCAUUUUGUGGCUGGGAUUUUCAUGUUAUGUCACAUCUCAGUCAUGACACUUGCUAAAAGACAGAGCAGCAACGACAGCUCUGCAUCCCAAAAACAAAAACUAAAUAUACAGUUUUUCGUCAUUAGACACUGCUCACUUUUCUUUUCCUCUGCCCAUUGUCCAAAUGAAGCUUUUACCUUUGGGUUUGAAACAGUGUCACAUAGUAUGAGCAGUUUAUAAAAAAUGUUCAUUUUUCAGACAUUGUUCUUGUAACUGCCUGUAACUGAUUUGACCUCUUACAUCUAUAGAACCAGUAUUUUCUUACCUUUGCACUUGUCUUCUAAGGCAAAGGCGGGACAAUAACGUCAUCAAUUUAUUGUUUGUGAGAUCUAUCAAUUAUAAACCAGUUUGAGGACAAAUAGCAGUUGACAGAAUGGGGCGGCCCCGUGUUUUAAUUGGUUCGCUUGAGUGUAACUGAACGUGGCAGGGAUAGGGAGCAUUAUAUAUCUCUUAGCAAACUCAGCAGCAAAAGGUAAGCAGAAAAGUAUUGAUCAUUUAUUAUAGGAUUUGACUGAUCUAUAUGUCUACGUAGUGACUGAGAUACAUGCUGGAUCAAGUUACUAUAAAGACAUGUUUGUUCUUCUGCUUAUCCAGUAAUGGGAGGUGUUUAAGGGCUGAAAUUCUGGCAUACUGAGCAAAUAUGAGCCCUCACUUCAUUUUUUUUUUUUACUGGUUUCCUCUCUGUAGCUGUUAUGCAGGCUUAUGUCAGAGCUAAACAAUUCACCCCUGGUUUAAUGAAAGCCGACAGCAGUCUGCGCUGAGACUGUGAGGAAGAGAUAAGAGGGUCUGAGUUCUACUAUUAUCAUCCUGCUCUUCGUACCAUUUCAUAACUGUUCUCUGGAAUCAGUUGUUUUGUCGUACUUGGUUAAGAGCAGGCUCCACUUUGUGGUAUCAUAAAGAAAAAUACAACUGCAUGUAUUUGUUGAUUUUAUCCACUAAGAUUAGCGAAAUAAGUGUAGUAUAAAUGUACAUAUUUAAAGUUAAAGAUACACUGGCAGAUGUAAAUGAAGCCGAGGAAUGCAAAGAAGAUUUACAGUAAAACUGUGUCACACUGGUCCCGUUUCCUGUUGGUCUUUCCCUCAGGCUGUGAGGUCCCCCUUCUGUCUCUGCACAUCAGGGUCAGCUCUGCUGGCUCAGGAGGCAAUAAGGUACAUGGAUUCUCUUUCAUCAGAGACUUGAGGGGUUUUGACUUGAAUUAGGGCCGGAUCAGUCAGCUGUAAAUCUCAGGAGAGUGCCACUGAGUAGUACAGGAUUCCCCCAAGAUGUGUGUCCAUCUCUCUGGUCAGACUGAUGCUGCCAGACGAGUGCCGACCUUAUCUGCCUCUACAGAGCCAUUGUUGACAGUGUUACACUCAGUAUGUUUACAUGCGCGGUUAAGUCAAGCUACGGUUAUAGGUCAAUUAGGUGGCGUAAUUGGACUACUGUCCUUGUCCCACUUUACAAGCACCGGGCAGCAAUGGACUUAUUGACCAAAGCAUGUCCACCUGGACUACGGUGAAUGGCCUCACACCCCCUUUCAGCUCGCUACUACCUGACAAAACAUGUUAGCAAAGCGGCUAAUGGGAUGUACGUCAAAUGCAGAAAACACCGUCACUCUUAAAACUCGGUACCCUUUGCACGUACUGUACAACAACGCUGUCUGUUUUGACAUCCCUUCUCCCCCUGUCAACGUUCUGUUUACUAACCGGCUCUUUAACAGGGGUCAAAGCUUAGCAUGUGAACUCUGGAGGGUGUACAGAACACUUGAACCAGUUUUACUCCUGACCAUAUAAUCUAGGUAUGUUAGUCUGAAUAUGAGAAGUUAGAUUUCAGAUGUGAGACGGUUGACGUGCAAUACAGUUGCCUGAAUUUAGCCCCGUAUUUGCUAAAAUGUCUGGGUGUUUUGAAUUUAAUCCAAAAAGCCAAUUUUGUUAUUUGGCUCUAAUAUUGGCUGAAUUGUUAAGGUGAAUUGAACCAGGUGAAAGCUGUUUUACUGUAGGUUUAUUUUUGUACGGUUUAACCAUGUUCUUUAUUCGUCAUACUUGUUUCAGAGAUGAUGUUUUAAUGUUAUUUCCUGCUGGAUGGAGGCAGUUUUUGGUUGGCGUUUCCUUCUGUGGGUUUGGAAUCUAAAGAAAUCUGAGUGCAAUAAGUUGUUUGGAUCUGUCUCACUUCCAAAUAAGCCCUCAGUAUUGAAUAUUAUUAUUAUUUUUAAGUGUAUAGUGUGCUAGAGUUUGUUGACAAUUGAGUCCACAUGCAGGCCUUGAAGCAGAGAAAUUAGUUGCCUCUGAAAUGCCUCUGAAACUAAAAUACAGAUAACAUCAUAGAAGUUAUAAAAUUUUGUAAAAGUUGCCGGAUUUUUUUUCUCAAAAAUAAGACAAGAAAUUACAAUUAUUGCAAUCUUUUGAUGCUGUAUCGUGACCCUUUGAUGUGUAGAGUAACACAAGUAUUUUAAUUUUAUUUUUUAAUUUGCAUUCAAAAAGGGUAGAAUCACAUCUACAUUAACUUGAAAUCAGUUUGUAUCAGAAAGAUAUUUUAUAACCGAAUGAAUGAAAGUGCACUUUUUCUUAUUAGGUAUAUUUGUAACAGAUCAUUUCUAAACGACUCUUUUAAUAUUCUCCUAGGUCCAGGAAAAAAACAUAUUUUUCAACAAGUAAAGACAGUCUUUCAUCAGAGCUGGAUGUACAAGAAAAUUCAGAGAGGAAGAGUAAGGAGGACAGGGUUAAAUUUUUUAUAGUGAGGGGCAAUCCUGCACUGAGGCGAGGAGAGUCAGAGAAGAGGUAAUGGAUGUGAUCAAAGAGUUUAAUAUUUCAUGUUUAAUGGGAGGUGACGAUCAGCUACCACUCCAAUCUCAACAGUUUUUCUUUCUUUGUCCUUGGCAAGAACUUUCCUAUAUUUUACUGCACACCCUGAUAUAAGCAUGAACUCCUCCACCUCCUACUGUAGUUCAUAUAGUUUAUUAAUAUUAUAUAGUUAUUUAUGAGACAUCACCUUGAUCUAUGUGGUAAUAACAUCUGUCUUUUUUAGAGGGUGUAGUCUCUUUUAUUUACAGAUAAACUGUAGAACUGUAACACUUGGUAAAUCAGGCUUUAUACCAUCAAAGUUUAAGUUUUAUUUAACAAUAUCACUUCAGCUGCUCGUGUGCACAUCACAGAGUAAGAGAGCAUCCUUCACCAUGGCGGCAAAAACUUGUCAUCACCUUUUUAACGUUUGAGGGCGCAUGUGUCUUUGUGUUUAUUCGAAGCUGGAGUGAGAAAGCUGAAUCCAGUCACAGGAGACUCAAGGUUGAUUCAAACUUAGAACAGCCGGAGGUAAACUUGCCCGGGAUCUCUUUUUGUUCGCUCCGGUCGCUCUCUCCGUGCCCUCCUCCCUCCUCUCUUCUAAUAUUGAAACACGCACCAGUGGAAGAGUUUUCUGGCUGGGUGGGGGAGUUUGUCGUCUGCAGUGAGAGGAAGAGAAGUGAAACUGAGCGGGGUGACAUGCAGGCGGCUUUUAACAUCCAUGUUACAGAUUUGAAGGAUACUCGAUAGUUGUGAUAUAAUAAUUUUAUAUAUCUCUCUCUCAUAUAUCAAGUAUAUUCGAUAUAUCGCACUGGCCUACCCUGAUGAUAUUCUUUUGAUCACAGCAGUCACAUGUGCCUCAGUGAGGAAAGCUGUUUUAUUAAACAGGAUUUUUUGGAUACACAUCUGACACGCAACCAAGGUUUACUCUCCAAAACUCAGUUAUAAAUUCAGCUUCAGCGGCCUCUCCCUGUUUGCUCUAACCUUUCUUCCAUUAAGGUGACCUAUUCGGUGUCUGUCAUCCUGUUUAGCAAAAAAAAUAAAUAAAACCUGUUUUACAAAGGCACAGGUUACAAUCUGUUCAUCGUUAAUUUGAACAUUAGUAGUCUUUACUUUGCUGCUGACCAUCACUGCUCAGGUUUUCUGUCUUCAGAGUGAUAUUUGUUAUCAAAAACGUCCCGCUUUUUGUCAAGCCCAAGGAUUGUGAGACUGCGGAUCUUUGUGCAGACUCAGAUUGACCUCAAGAAUGCAGUGAUUGUUUUGUCUAGUCUAGUCACACUAUUGUGGUAAUAAAACAGCACAACUCUCCUCCUGCAUCAAAAACAUACAACUCUGCUUCAAAUUAACAAAGCCCGGUCGAAAAGGAUCCUGGUCCUGUUUGGAAAAUGAGCACGCCACAACAGCUCCAGUAUCGGUCGGGGUAGUCAAGAGAAAUGAUUGUCAGUGAGUGGAUCAGCCUGUAUCUGACAAACCGAUGAUUCAGUGACACCAUGAUUAUGAAACUGCUCUUGACAGUCAGUAGCUCCUGCGUCUCUGAUGCAUAAAAUUUCAUAAAAACAAGGAAACUUGUCACCUGUGUGUCCCAGUAAUGCACCUUAUCUUUCCCAUCCAGAACAGCUCACCUUUAACAAUCGGCAGAGCAGGGGUGCAACUCUUAUGUUGUCAGUAAAGGUUCAUAUCUGUCACAUGUCACUCAUUUGUUUUGGUGAAUAUGCUCAUAGCAGGAAGACAGUGAGGUGAUCAUGGACUAGUGUUUACUAACAAGCAUUAUCUCCGAUUGCUCGCACGCUACGCAAGUCUGUGAUGCAUAUUCUAGUGCUGUAACUGUGGAGCAGAGAGCAGAGGAGACAGCGUGUUAAGCACACAGCCAGAAGCCACUGUGUCUGACGUCUUUUCAGAGCACGCAGAGUGUUUGUUCAGUGUUUGUUUAGCCGCUCAGGGCGCUACGACUAAAACAUGCAAGCUGCAAGUGUCGCUGCUCCAGCCAACCAAUCAUAGGACAUACAAAUAAAUAGUUAUAACAAAAGAAACCCGACCAUGUGACUUUGUAAUCUCAUUUUUUUAAGUCAAAUUGUUAAGACAACUAUCCUGAAUGUCGUCUUUAAACAUGUUGUCAAAGAUCUUAUCUGCAGCCAUAAAAAAAAUCUGAUUCUGAAACCAGAUACUCUGCUUUUCUUGUUUUCUAUUCAAAACAAAUAUUAAGAAACUCUUUCACAGAAUUCCUCCUCUGUGUACUACAACCUUAAAAUAAAACAUUAGACAGUAUCUGUCUUUUUUUUUUUUUUUUUUUAAGGAGGCAGGAGUGAAAACUAUCCAUCUUCAUCAUGUUGUGUUGUGGCGUCAGAAUGCUAAAAAUAACUGGAGAAUAAUCAAAUACAAAACUGUGGCUCUCAGGAAAACAAUUUUUUUAGAUUCCUUUGCAAUAUUUUCUCCCAAAUUGACUCUUUAGCAUUUUUUAAAUUAAUAUUCUCAUAUAAAUUGGCUUCACAUACAUCUGUGCAUCUUAUUUAUCAUAGAAUCAAAGCUCAACAGUCCGACAUGUUUAGAAACACUGGUAAAUGAUUGUACUAACAGCAGGUAGAUAAUUUGUCUCAAUUUACGUGAUUUAUUUGGGGGAUGUGGGGGACUACACCUCAACAGUCCCCCACAUUUAGUCUGACUUGACUGUUCUGUCCAGCCUAUCCUUUUUUUCUACAUUGCAGUAAUCCCUCUUGAGGCUCUCGCAGCAUCAGUGCUAAAUGGACCCUCCAAAUACAGCUCUGCUUGUUCUCCUCUUCUUCUGAACCCACUCCAGUACUUUUCUGAUCACACUUGUUUUCAGCUGCUCUGUGAAAUCCAUAACCAGUCAAUGGUGUCCAGACUAAAGUCUCACAUAGAAACCAGAAGUUGUCUGGUUUUGCGAGGCGAGAAAAGAAAAUUCUAAACAUAGACGUGACUAAAUGUGACAGAAGUUUGCAUUUUGUCCCUAAAAGUACCUCCUGAAGAUGUCAGACUGUGUUUUCACUGUGGUAUUGUGUUUUUAUUCUCGGUUGGUAUUUUCCUAAUGUUGCCAGGCAACAUGUCUGUGUUGCAAAACAUGUCUCCGAGACUGAUUGAAGCAAACCAAACACCCAUGCGAUUGCCAGCAGCAUACGCAGAAUUUCUGCUGUCCGUAUACUCUUUUAUUUUAAUCUUUCAUUCAGUCUGUCUUUUGCUCAUUGAGAGUUUGUCUUUAAAUGCCUUUGCCUGCUGCAAACAUGGCCUGGUAAAAAUAUCCUUUUGUAAAGCAGGAAUAUGUGAGUGAAGUCCAGAUGCUGUCUUCUGUCUGUGGAAGAAUAUUCAACUUGUGUCCACCAUCUGCUUGAAUCCAUGUUGCUGCAGACUCUCAGUCAGGCUAUGGCAUGUGAUAACAGUCAUCACUUUUGAUAAUUGAUAACAAGUGAAACUAAUUAUGAAUGUAAUCACGCUAUAAGUAAACAGCACCACCAUGGUGAAUACCCAAAGGUCGGCAUUGGUGUGAGGAAAUCCAGACAGAUCCAUAUCUUAUUCAGCUGACUUUUUUUAUUAAACAUUUACAGAAGAAUAGAUAAAUAGUCUUUACAGCCAAGAGAGCACAUGGGUCCAUUAGAGGAGCAGUUGGGACUCGCUGUAGUGGUCAAAUAUUAGCCUGUCAAAUACUCAGAACCAUUCAUUUAUAGAGAUGCAAGAAUAUCAUGCAGAAGCUCAUUUUUUUCUUUAGUCACUUAUAAAAGUAAAAACAUAAUAUACUCUGGAUUCUGAAUACUUAACUCAAUUUUAGCAGAUAAAUGAAUUGUGGUUUAGAUAUUAAUGCUGCGUUCCAGUUACCUCGGAAGUUGGAUGUCGGAGAUGGAAAUGACAUUACACUUGAGUUGACGGCAUUCCAGUUAACAAGUCGGGAAACCAAGAUUGACACCUACUGUUAGCCGUUUUUAGCUGUUGUUUACAGUUGUCAGCUGUUGUCGUUGUUGUCAGCUCAGCCAUACCAGUUGUUACACAUAACACAGUAUUUUACUCUUACAAACACCAUAGCACCAUGUUCACAGUUAGAUGUUUGGCAGUACAACAUACACCACUUAUUUAAUAUCACAAAAACAAAACAGAAGUGCUAAUGAAUAAUACAUUACGAGAGCUUUCACUAUUACUCUUCACUGUUGAUGCACUGCGCUGCCAUCUUGGAUUAUGACGUCGUCAAGUUGGGGUCAGUGAGGAUCGUCCGACUUCAAGGGGCGUUCCAGACGAAUUUCCGACUCUGAACUUGGAAAUUCCGACUUCCGAGUACAACUGGAACGCGGCAUAAGUCCUCAGUUUCUCAGUUUUUUAUGUACUUGAUUGGAUGUCAUGAUCUAAAGCUUCAUAGAUGCUAAAAACACAAGUCAGAUGCACAGACUUGUUUGGUUUAUUCCCUCGGGUUUAUCCAGCACCUCCUGAAAACCUGAUAACUCUGAUGUGGUUGUUUCUUGGCAACUCGCUGUUCCAAACAAACGUCCAAGAAGAAGAAUUCAUCUUCUUCUGUGUGUUGUUUAAGUCCCAGUCCUUUUUGUCUCACUAACUGCAGCACAGUUUGCAUUCUGGAAGAAUCAGAUCACUCAAACAAAUGGAGGAGCUUCAGUUUAUACAGACAUACCAGAAAGUAUAGUGGGUAAUGUCUGCCUCAUGGCCAACACACCAUUAAGUCUAUAAUGUCUCAUACAUAUGGUUGUUGCAGGUCUUUGUUGAGGAUUUGUGAUACUUUCUGCAGAUACAGCAGGAACCAGGAAAUCAGUGCUGAAGCACCCAUGCUGUGAUAAGCUGCUUUGUGCAGCUGUUUGUCAGGUUACAGAGGACGAAAGGCCGAGAAAUACUCCAACAUGCUGUAAAUAACCGUUCAUCGUUUAGAGGAAAUUUUGUAAAUCACCGAGGUUGAAAAAGCCGACACAACCAUAAAAAAAGUCACAGGGGCAUAACAAACUUACUUUGGCCUUUUCUGACCUUUUCCUCCACUUGACAGCUUCCUGAUUUAGGUGUUUGUUCACAUGUAGCUUCUGUUUUAACAAAAUUAUGUGAUACAUUUUCAGCUGGGAAGGUAAGCAACAAACCUCAGUCCUUGGCACAAAGUUGUCCUUGUUGUCAGUGUUGCCAAAGCUGAUCACUGCAUCGCUAUAGAGAUGAAUCUUACCUCUUCACUCUUUGCUUUGGAUAACAAGCUGGGAAAUUGUCCUAGUUUACUCUUAAACAAAUUUAUCAAAGGAGUCUUUUCUGCUCUUUAAAUGAAUUUUCCUUUUGUCAACAACGAUACAGCUCUUGAGACACUUCAUUCAUAAUCUGAUGCCAGCGAUUUGCUCUCGGUCUGCUUCAGCCUUUCCAGCAGAAUCAAAUUUAGUUUCCUCGACGAAUGCACUUCUGAUCCAGAUGAGUUUAGAGGGGGGAUUUAGAGACUCUUAUGUAAGGCGGUAAAAACUGGGAAAUCCAAAAUUAAAGGCAGAUUAACACUUGAGUGUCAUUUGAUAACUAUUUUCUGGAAAGGAUUGAUCUUUACUCGCACAACAAAAAACAGAUUGUAAUGAGUGACGUGUUUUACUGAAAAGUUGUGGUGGAAAGACACUCCCACAUCCCGACAGGAAGAACUUCCUGCUGAUGUUGUGAUCCUUGUCCUGUCAGAAACAUGCAUGCCUCACUCACGAGCGUUUCUUUCCCUCAGGCUGUCUCUCUUUCUCUCUCACUCACUCACUCACACAGACACAAUGGAAACCACCACUAAAACAUGUCCCACAUCCUGUGCUGUGAUUUUAUCAUGUUGUCGAUUCAGGCUGAGGAACAGUGAACAUGUGCUUACUUAAACAACUUUAAAAAACUGUUUGAAGACGUCGUACAAAACCAAUCCCACUGACAAGUUUGUGGCUUUCUUAGGGGGUAGCCGGUUGUAGGCUUGUAUUUUUGCUCUGUUUGUAUGAAACUGGCCAGCCUUCUAUUAUCUUUGGAAGUGGGUCUGUUGUUGUUGCAAGCACCAAGCUCUUGGACUUGUAGCUUUUGAAUGGGCUUUUUUGUCAGAGCUUUAUGUCUGCCAGCUGCAGAUUCUUGUCUUGGUAAAGAUUUUGCUGAAACAGCGACAAAGUUGUUUUUUUAUUUGGAUUGGUAUUGGAUUGGAUUCUAUUUUCUUUAGGAAGUGGCUCUUUCUAACUAUGGCACUCAGAAAGCAUGUCAGUGUUUCAGAUGGGAAAUACACAGCGUAACAGUAGAUGACGGCAAAAACCAUGUUUAUAAAAACAGUAAGAUAUAAUAUUAUAAAGUAGGGCUGGGUGAUAAACCGAAAUUUUACCGAUACUGAAAUUUACGAUAAUAACCGAUGUCAUUUUGCCCAUGUCGGUUUAUUCGGUGUCAAAAAAAUGAAAAAAGUUGAUAAAAGUUGAUAAAAGUUGAUUUUGGAUGUGUGUAGGUAGGCUAUGGUCUCAUGUCCCUUUUUAAGAUGCUGUCCUAUGUCAGAGGAGAUGGAGGACGGUUCAAAAGUUGUAGCUGCUGGAGCAGCGGCUGAAGUAGACGAAGUUAAUGUAGGAGGAGCUUGUGGAGUAGUUAUCGUCCAUUUAUCCUUAUCAUGGUGAACUGCUCAAUAUAUCACAAUGUUGAUUUGAGGCCAUAUCGCCCAGCCCUAUUACAAAGUGCUGGUCCAUGAUGUGAGCUGAGGCACUGACGGUUUUCCUGAGGUGCUUGACUUUCACUUUGCACAUCAUGCUUUUAAAAUAGGUCAGGAGAUACCCGGGUGAUUGUAGAAUCCAAAGUACACUCAAAGCUGUUAAAUUUCUUGCUGCUCCAUCGAUAUGAAUUAGCAACACCAAGAACUAGCUUGCAGUGGACAGCCAUCAGUGCCAUCAGCAGGUUUGUUGUGCAUAAACCAGCUGCUGUCCCAAACCAAAAGAAAAUAUUUAAAAUAGGAUUUUUAGACUUUUCAGAUCGAUUCAGAAUUGUAGGAAUUAAGAAAUUUUGAUUCUGAUGUGAGUCGAUUUUUUCCUCAACCUUACACAAUGGUAUUCUGUUGCAGUAUGUACUUACCAUGAGAAGUAGUCAGGCAUGUUCACCUUCUAUGACUCUCUGAACCUCUUCAACAAGUUUGCACUGUCACUCUUAACACAACAACCGGUGGCUUUUUUUUUGUGAGGAGUGUUUCAGAAAUGAAAAGUGACUAAACUGAGACGCAGCAGAGCUAUAAUUAUCGGGGACUGUCAGGAGUCACUGUGAUUUACAGCCACAGCCCGCUUCUCUAAAUCAUCCUGGACUGAAGACAAUCAAAUCAUUAGUUGAAACACAUCCCUCGAGCAGGUCGAGCUGUUGUGACAGACCCUCCAGUGUUUAUACCUGUCAUAGAAGGACACAAGACUUCCUGACUGCCACAGUUAAACAGACACCCACUUCAACACGAGGAGGAGGUGGUGUGCUUUGGUUAGUGAACGUGGCUCCGCUCUGAAGUGUCAAACCUACAUUGUUGUGUGUCAAAAAUCCCUCUGUGUUGCUCUUGUUUUUAUAACCCUGCUGUGACUGCACAAGUGUUUAGGGAAGUAAAUUUCUGCUGUAUGUGCACAAAAAUCGAAUGCGUGUGUACAAAAAAACAGAACUCAUUAAACUGCAGAUUUUUGUGCAGCAAAAUCAUGAUCAUGGCAGCACAAUAAACUGGAGACGGUGUUGAAGGUGGUGCACAAACCACCCCUUGUAGUUAUUAGUCAUAAUAAACUCUCAGUGCCAAAAUAAGUCAUUACAAAAUAAAAUACCCUGAGGAACUAAAUAGUCAGAAGAACACCGUGUGGAUGAGUUAAUGAAAGUUGAUUCUUAUCGAAGAUCUCUGCACUAAAUAUCUGUAUUUAAUUCAUCCCCUGGUUUAGCCACUCUUUGUUCAAAUUCGUUCUCAAACGAGCACGUGUUUAUCUCACAUUCUCCUCUCCGCUGUUUGCACAGAUAUGAGACGAGUUGUACGGCAGAGCAAAUUCCGUCACGUCUUCGGCGCGGCGGUGAAGAACGACCAAUGCUACGAUGAUAUCCGGGUGUCAAGAGUCACAUGGGACAGCUCCUUCUGCGCGGUCAACCCCAAAUUCGUCGCAAUAAUUAUCGAGGCCAGUGGCGGCGGAGCUUUCCUCGUUCUCCCUCUUCACAAGGUAAGUUUAGCGCCUGAACCGAGCACAUCAGCCUGAGCGGUCCUCUAUCUAACUGAGGCAAACCAGAUGUGUAAGCUUGUUUGCAUUGAUUGGUUGUUUUUUUCCACAUCAUUCAUCCAAACUUCGAGCCAAACAAAAUAUAUCUAUCAGUGUUAGAGAGAUAACAGACUGCUAUAUGAUGUUAUACUGAGUGACUGAUCAUUUUGCUUUCAGUGAUAAGUAAGCAGGGCAACCUACAAACCUAAAAAAGUAAAGUUCCUGCACUCAGCAAUAAAAAGCACUGACAUGCGAAUCAGUUUUCUUUUUGAUAAAAUGCUGCAUUAUAAUUUUUUAUGCUGACCUUUUAAAGACAUGAUGUGAUUUUUUUUUUUGUGCAAUCGUGCAUGUGAUAUUUGUGUCACACAUGAUAUCAUAUGAUUAAAUUACAUUGAGAUAAUUUUUGGAAAGUAAGACAGGAAAAUUUUUUAUUUUGCUCUGGUGAUGGCAGAAAGACUGUAGGAUCUUAUUCGGACAUAAUCGCACCUCAAAGUUCAAGAGUUGAGUCAAAUCUUGAUAGCUGUCUCGCUCUUGUCUGUGAAGCGCUUUGUUUCUGUAGUGAAAAUUCAUUUGCAUUCAAAGGCUUUACGUCUUACGAGCAGGACUGCUGACUCCUCCGUUUGUGUACUUUGGGUUAAUGUUUACCAGCAAGUUUUUUUCACACACCCUCAUGUGUACAACAGAAACUACUCCAAAGCCCUGGAGCCAGCAGUCUCCUGAUCCUUACCUCCAUAUAAGGAAUCUCUCCACUCCAGUUAGAGUUACUGUUGGGCUGGGCGAGACAACAUUUGAGAAGUGUGUAGCUGUAAACAAGUGAGUUGUGUUGAAUACAUGUCUUCUUCUUGUUGAACCCUGAUGUCAUCAUUAUUGGUCUAAUUAUAGUUCAGUAGGGGUCACAGGGGUCCUCGCAUUUCCCCCCUGGAGAGCCUUUGGGUGCUAUUAUGGUUGAUAGUCGUGAUUUGCUGGCAGCUCUGUAAUAUGCCCAAGUGACAGGUCCUGACACUGUGAGUGACACAAGUACUGCGACUCUGUUGACAGAUUUAACCUUGGCCUGUAAUUAGUGUACGCCAGUGCACAGUCAUGUCAUCCGAGAGGGCUCUGGCAUAGGCGACCGGAUCCUCAGGCCUGUCAUCACACAGCUUCCACCUCUCAGCACCUCAUUCAAUACGGCACUCGCACUGGAGGUGGGCUACAAGCUCAACUGGUUUCACACUCCUUCUGCCUCCUCUCUCUGUGUCAGCGUUUGAACGAGCUGCCCUCUGCUCGCCACGGCUCACUACAGUUUUGGUGUGUCUUUUUGAACAAAGUCUACUUUGACUGCUACAUUAAAACAACUGUGAGAGACUGAGGUCUUUGUACCGAGUGAACCUCAGGCAAUUUCCUCAAGUGAGAGAUUAAAACAGCUUUCUUGAUUUUUUAGAUCUUCCUACAUGCAAGCUGGCAGGCGUGACGCAGACUAAUCCUUCAGAUUUAGUGUUUUCCCUCAUCUCAACAGGCCAUGCAUUGAGUCAGUGGAGCCAAAGGGGAAUCCCAUGCCAUUAGAGAAUUAUAGUAUGGUGUUUAUGUAUGGUGUAUUUUUGACAGUGUGACCUGAACUCAUGCCGCCAGUUCAGUUUUACAGCUGAGGCUUUGAAAAGUCAGUUGUUAAAGACAGAGGCAGCAGUCGUUUUAGACGUUAACUCCUUUUAAUGAGUUCAAUCAAUAUCUGUCUAAUGAGUUUUUCUUACUUUAAGACCUUUUCUGACAUUUAUCACUUCGGUAUGUUUAAACCAUUUUUUUCCUGACAAAGCAGGUCCAUCUGGAAAUCUUAGUAUAGCCUCAGCUGGCGAUGCAGGUCUGGAAAGUAGGGCAGGUCUGUUCGAACAAGUGAUAUUACUAGACUGCACUGCAGUGGUUUGGUCGUACAGUUACUCUGAACACCUGACAUCAUUUAUAAUAUAUUCUACCUGAAACGAACGAUGGAUGUAGUUUUCUGUCUGUUACUUAUAGAGUCGUCUUUCUCGGCCUGGUUUGAAGGAUCUUUGCCGUUUAAAUCACCAGGGUUUCAUUUAAAAUGUUGCAAGGGCACACAUUUCCUCAGCCCCCUCCUCCUCCCUCCUUCCCUAUCCUCAAUGUGAGGGUGCAUCUGUCUAAGUAACCCAUCUGCCUGUGCUGUGGUCCUCCCAGUCUCAGUGGGAAGCCAGCUGCUCGGGGCCUUUGUCCCACGCUUACUCUCUGUGCAGCCCUUUGUCAUUACCGCACUCAGGCUGCGGGGAGACUGAAGUGUGAUGCUGCUCCUUCCCCCUUCACUGUAAAGCCAUACACAACUGUGCGCUGUCUUUAUUGUUUCCAUUCAGUAAUGAGAGGAUGAGAAUGAAUUAUUAAUCAUUCAAACAUGAGCAAAAGGAACAGUAGCCUCCACUCUUUGUCUUGGCUUUAUGUACCGUGAAAUAAACAGUAAAUCAGCUCCUGGAGUUCAGAGGUUGAUGUGGAAGAUCUGUGCCCUGACCUGAGGUCUGAGACUCAUCCUGAGUAGCCGACCACUGGAGCCACUACCUCUGUUUGACUCAGCAGAGUGAGGUUUGUGCAGCAGGCUGCUGUGACUCAGCACAGCCACGAGUAUUGUUGCUCGCCCCUGUCAGAGCACAGCGAUUUAUAGAGGGGGGCAUCAGAUGUCCAGCUCAACACGUCAUUCCCCGGCCUUGUGCUUUCAAUCUCCUCCUUUCUCUUUCUUAGCGGGAUGCCUGCUAAUUUAUUCCCUGAUUUCCAUAUGAAGGAAGCUGUGGGAGUGAAUGCAUGAGCGAGAGAGAGUUCAGUCAAACAUUCCUGAUAAUUCCUCUCUGUCUGCUCUCUACCAGAGAAAGGAAGUCUGGGUAAAACAUUCAAGAUGAUGUGAUUUGUGUCAUUUAUCUGGAAAUCCUUCAUUUUGAUUUCCAAUCAUACAACUGUAAAAAUGUCCAUCCUGUCUUUAUUGAUUUGUAUUGUUUGCUGCCUGUGCAGGGAACUAAAGCCAUGACACCACUGAGGAAAUGAAUUGUUCUUGUUCCACGUUGGUGCAUCAACCACUUCCUCUGUGCGGAGCUGACAAUCAGAUGUGGAGAGUGUGUUUGAUUUGGAUUCAAUCCCUCAAUGCACCAUUCAUUCAGAGCUCAACCUCUGCUGUUAGUAAUCCCUGGGUGUGUGUGCAGAGUGACACAUAAAUUCUGUCCUGUUCUGCACCACUGUGGCUGCUGGCUAAGCUUUACUCUGACCUUAUUACACACAAAAAUACACUUAGUGUGCGUUCUAUCAAUGGUCUUUCCCCAUACUUUAGUCUUUGUGUUCCAAUAACUCUCUACCGCUGGGUUGCCUCUGCCUUUGCCGCUUCUGCCGUUCAGUCCUGCUGACUGCAGAUUUUACCAUAUAUGGUCAUUCACUGCACCCUGCCUGACAGCCUUCCAAGACCAUUUCCUCCCUGCCUUGCCAUUGGCUGCUUCAUGCAGUGUCAGUACACAUGUGAAUUCUGGGAUAGGCCGAAAUAUGAAGAGCGGCCAAGAUGAGAGAACUAGGUUGAAGUCAGAUGUUGUCUCUGUCACAGAGUCACAGAGUCAUUGACUGUAUUCUGUAAGGGUUAUAAUACCAGAGCCAUCAUUUUAAUGCUGUGAUCAUUACAGCUCCUGGAUAACUGAAUAAAUGAUCAUUGAUGUUAUUUAUCAUUUCACUGUUUAUAAUCCACUUUAAUAGGAUUCUGAUCUCUGACAUUUUAACACUUUAGGACAGAGAUGUUUUAUGUUUUGAUCAGCAGUGUCAUGUUAGAUUUAAGAGCUGCUGCAGAUCAGAAGUUAAUUCACAGAUUAAGUGGAGAUGCACAUAAAUUCACUAAUCCAGCACAUAUAAAAUCUUCUUUUAAAGGCAUCUCAGUUGAUUUGUUCAUUUUUCUGUUUGUUCUGUCAUCAGUUCGUGCCUUCAGAUGUUCGUUUGGAUUAAGUCUGCGCUUCAGUUGAUCAUUUUUCAGGCUAAUUGGUGCUGGACUCUAUCACAGCAUGCACGAGUUGGACAGGAAGAAUUGGAGACACAGCGGAAGCUCUGUUAUCCUCCCUGUGUACAUAAUUGACAAUCCAUACACCAGGACUGUGCACAACAACAGCACAUCUAUUGCACACAUUUGUAUAACAGGUAUAUAUAUCUCUAGUCGUCGUGUAGAGUGCGUCAGCAUGUUGCUCUGAUCCUAUCAUACAGAUGGAGACUUGUAAAAGUGGAAAUUUCCACAGAGCUCUGAGCAGAAGUGGACAACAUGCAGACCCUUUUAGUGGAGUGCAUGUGUGAAUCACAUGUUGAGCAGCGAGGAGAGGAAGGGUGCCGGCUCCUCGUGUGAAUGAAAGGAAUGUCGUCGCUUGCCUUGAGGGAAUGUUGUCCAUCUAUUUUUUUUUUUCAGUUUUUCAGUGUUGUGCUUUGUAUUUUAUCUCUGCAUGAUUCACUCUCACUUUCUACAGUUUUACUUGUUGCUAUGCAACCGGUUGUUUUCUCGGUUUCAGACAUUCUUUUAGAGAGAUCCAGACGCUCAUGGUCUUGUUAUGGACAUGUAAGGUGCUCCACUGCUGAGCUUCACUACAUACAGAUAGUGUGGGUGUUAUUGUUAUUCUAGUGCUGUCAUUUUUCUCUUAAUCUCCUGAAAAAAUUGCUCCCAAACUUCGAAGCAUGAGGCUGCUGCUCCGGUGUUCUGUCCGUCUCUGGGAGGAUGUUCUUUUCUGGUUUGUCUUCUUUUCUGAUUCACUUUUUUAAAUUCUGUGAAAGUUGUGAUGGUUCGAUGAUGAUGAGGAGUGUGAAGACAAAACCAGAGGAAUAUUAAAAGACCCUUUAACUGCUGUGUUUAUCAGGCUUUCAGUAACAUCCUGAUGCUUAAACCAUAAGUCCUUGCCAUAGGAUUGUCAUGAUAAUCAAAUACUUAACUUUGACGUGUUACUAGUAAAAACAAAGAUGAGCAUCCAGCUGAUCUGGUGGUCUUAGUGUCUUUAAGAUGUAAUAUAUAUACAUAUAGGUUUUGUUGUAUGUGCUUUGAGCGACAACUGAUUUAACUGACAAGCACAGUUUAAUGUGUUACAUCACCUUCAUUACAUUUUAGCAGAACUCUCCAAAAUUCACCCCAGUGUAAGUUCUAACUGUGCCAGGUGUGGACACUUCCCCGCCUUUCUCGUAUGUUUUGGCGCUGCCGCAGGAAAGCCAUAUUUGGUGUCCCUGAAGAAGGUUGUCCUCUCAAGAGGGACAAUUGAUUGAUACCCCUAAACAUAAAAAAAUAAACAACAUACCCUUCUACCUAUACCUGUAUAGAAAAGAGAUUUUUCACAGAAUUUAUGAAAGUUUGAUUUAUUUCUCGUGCUUUCUUUGACAAAUUUAGAAAAAAAAAUGUGCCUUCUGUUUCCGGUCGAUGCUGAAUCAAAGCUCUAAACCCCUGCAGAAUUUUUACUAGUGCUGUCACAGUAUACCGUUAUUGCUAUAUUUAUUUAAUUAUUCAUUUUAGCAUGUUUAAGAUGAGCUUGAAUCGAUACUGUACGUUCAAAGUAGUGGUCCUCAACACUGGUCGCCACAUGUCAUAAAACGCAGCAAGAAGUCAGCUGCCAGCGAUCUAGCUGUAGCAUCCCUCUGAGAAAUGAAGGGAGCACUUUUAAAGACCAGCAUCCCAAGAUUUAUUGUGAAUCAAAAUAAAAGUAAGAGCUUCUGCCUCCUCAUGUCAGUCAUCAAUUAAAACAAACCAACUUGCAAAGCCAUCGUAAAAUGCAAACUUCAAAUAUCUCUGCCACGGUGAACCCCUUUAUCCGCCUCAGUCUCUGCUCCUCCAGAUGGACAGACAGGAGAAUGAAACAAGCUCUCACAGGUUGAUUCACCUGUGCUGCUAUAAAGGAUUUCUUUGCAGUGAGGUUUGUGUCAUGGUCUGCCUCAGGCAUGACUGAAGUCAUAGUUCCCGUUCAACUGUUGAUUGGAUGUGCUAACACUAUCAGGGAUAGAACUCUGUGCAGUCUGCUUGUGUACCUCCUGUGUGUUAUCAGAUGUUUGAACUAGCUGGGAGCAAGAGCUUCUGUGACUGCUCUUCAGACCCGGGAUUUCAUAAUGAUGUAUACAUAUAUCAGACACAAACACAAUUAACACCUCAAAGGGUGCAGUAUUUGACACUCUAGCGGCCGUCUUGCUCUCAUUAGUCACACUCAUACCAGAGCUGCCGGGGCCAAGGUGUGGAAUGUGAAGAACGUGUAGCUCUCUGGACAAACUGUCGGUCCUCCUCUGCCCUGCCGGGUAGAUCAGGGGCUUCGAGAUCUGGGGCUUAGCGCAAGUGUUGGCGGGGUUAUGGUUCAUUGCUAUAAGUCCACCAUAGACGCAAAGAUUUGUUCAAAAAUCAAAGGAUUAAUAUUAUUAUGAUUUGAACUCCUAUGGAGAAUUGGAGACCUUUGAUAGUGAGACUACUUCAAGAGUUUAUCUAAGACUUUAGGAGUAUGCCUGGUGUGGAGUUAUACCCGGAGAAAUGCCAGUUUCUAAGGUCCAAACAGAAAUUGCUUCUUAAGGUGGUCUUUCACAUUGUAGAUUACAGUCGACUCCCGGUUUGCCUUGUUUUAUAAACCACAAUAUCUGCUGUAGUCAUCCUGCACAAAGUGGGAGAUCAACAUAAAUAAAGGAUUUCAGCCCAUCUGGAUAAUGUUCCAUCACAGCGCUCAGAAACCACCGCAGUAGUAUGGCAUCAAUUCAUGUUGAAACAGAGUUAUCUCUCUUAUGUAACAGAAAUGGUCGACUUUGCCAACACGAGUGGUUUAGGACGAGUCUGAACCUGAUCUAUAACUUCUGUUCAGUCAAUGUUGAGUUAAUAUUUUGAACGAAUCUGUAUAAGAAUAAAUAUAUUUAUACUGCUGGCUUAACUUAUCUUCAAGAUGAGCCUCUUUUUUUUUUCAGACAUGUUUAUGCUGUUUCUGUAGUUACACUCAAAAGUCUGUGUCCUCCUGUGCAGGUGAAAUCAUGUGCAGUGCAUUCAGCUUCGAUUUACCUCUCUUCUGUUUUAAAAAUUAAAUAACUACGCUCAAAUUUCACACUCGCAUUGUAAUUUUAUAUCUUCCUUUUUCUGAUCUAAGUAGAAGACGCUGAAAAUAAGGCUUGGCUGCAGAGACGAGGUCACAGGUCUCAUAUUUAAUCUUAAUAUUAUCUGGUAUGAGAUGAUAGUUGAUGACUCUCUAUUGACAGAGGUAUUAAGGUCUGAUUUCUUCCCAGUCAGGGUCGAUUUCAGGGUGUGUUCAGUUGUCUGGGUGAAGCCGAUCUUGUGACGUUGUACACUGUUAACACACACACACACACACACACACACACACACACACACACACACACACACACACACACACACACACACACACACACACACACACACACACACACACACACACACACUGGGCUUAUUCUGUAAUACUCUGGACUUUAAUCUGUAACUUGGAGUGUGUCACCACUGAACUGUGAUUCACCCACUUCUACAGCAUGGUGACCAUAAACAGUCCAUGUUAGUUACAAACCCAGUAUUUUCAUACAUCACAAAGGUCACUUAUGAUGUAUCAUUCAUUGUAAUCCAGUGGCCAUACAUUUAUUUAGUCUUAGUACAUAUACAAAACAUCAGUAGAGUUUUAUAAUACAUUUAUACAGUUAAACUUUUGUCAUGGUUGGGAUGUGUUGGCGAACAAACUUCUUUGUGAGCCACAGUCUGUGAAUUGCACUUAGAUGCUGAAGGCCAUUAUUUUACUGUCUACUGGAGUUUCCAUCCUUUUGAAAGCUUUAAUUGAUGGCAUGAAAUCAGUCGGACCAUAAUGUGCAGUUUGGGGUCAGCUUGGUCUCCUUGGAGCUUUGACACCGCUGUCAGUCGAGAUUCAUCUUCAUAGCCAGAGCUCACUUGACUAAAGUAACGCUCAGGUCUUGGCGGCUCUCAUCAUAUCUUGAGUGAUUUGAAUGAAUGCAAGUAAACUGAUGGUGCUCAGGAUCCAGAUAUUUAAUGUCCACAGCAGUGUUGAGAAAAUAAUCCUGAUGAAACCAACAGUGAUGUUAGAUAUCGGUGAAGGUGUGUGUAUCGGGGCUGUUGCAAAGUGCUGCCCAGUCUUCAGUCUUCAGCACAUCACACCAUGUAUGAAUAAGAGCUUAAAUCUGUUGUUUUAUUUAUGUGUUUAUAUGUUCAUUGAAGCCUGUUUUGAUCCAAGUGUUUGUGUUUUUAGUCGUCACUGAAAACACGUCACGGAUUAAGUCCUUCUUGACUGCUCUUGUUGUUAUUCCCUCGGUGAUCGUAGUGACGCUUCAGGCUGAGGGAUUUUUUCUUCCUCCUUUUUUUUUAUUAAGAAAGCCAUCAUGCUUUAAAUAGGACUCCAGCCAGUGGCAGCAGGACUCUUUCCACACUUAGUGACAUCAUCUCUUGCCCUGUAGCCGUACUUUAAGUCAAGACACAUUAGGGCGUGUCUCAGACCAUUUACAUUGGCAGCAUGCGCUCACUAAGUCACUGGUCAGCUUGUAGUGACCACCUGGUAUUCCUGCCUCAUAGGGUGAAAUAAUGGAGAGUGUUCAGAAUGUAAUUUGUUGUCAUUAUUUGUGCGUGUGGAUUAUGUAUGUGGCGUAUUGACUUUGAUCCACUUGAUGCACAAACUAAGCACCUCUUGGCACGUGUCUACUGUAUAACGACGUCACCAGCUCUAAUAACUUUCCUUAAUUACUCUGGGUGGUCCAAAACAGAUUCAAACUAAUCUCAGUUUACUUCUGCGCACCACCACUAAAACCCUAGCUCCUUUUUUUGGCUGAGUGACAAAGAGCAGAAAGCCAAGUCUGGAUAGUGUGUGUCGGUAUUAAGUUUAGAUUUACUUUUCAGUGUAGUAGUUCUUAGUUUAAAAACUUGCAACCUAAGAAGACUUGUGUUUAUCUGUUCUAUUUAAAUUAGUUCUUUUCUGGUUAAUUAAGGUUAAGUGUGUAUGUUAUGAAUCCUCUUCAUUUCACAGGUGGGGUUGAGUAUUAUUCUGUCAUUGUCUUGUUUCAUAACCCGCUCCCUCCUCCAGCAUGGACACCCUUCUCAAAGACUAAUCCCGUUACUCUGUUUUGUUUAUCUUUGUCUUUACAGACGGGCCGCAUUGACAAAUCCUACCCCACAGUGUGUGGUCACACGGGCCCGGUGUUAGACAUUGACUGGUGUCCACACAAUGAUCAGGUCAUCGCCAGCAGCUCUGAGGACUGCACAGUGAUGGUAAGCUUCGCCUCUCCACCUUUAACACGUGAGCUCACACUCAGACCCUUUAAUUAUGCAAAAAUCAUCCACCCCCAUCCUUUAUGGAAUAAACGACAUGAGACAACACGCUUUUUAUUGCGAAAGGCCAGACUGUUGUAACAAAGGGAUGGGUGCAGACCUCACCCUCUGGAUUAGAUUAGGCUCAAAUAUGUGUUGCAGGAAUCAGAGCUGGGGAAUGAUUUAGCUGUUUAUUGAGCUGAGGUCACCGACUUUUCUGAGACUGCAGUUGUACUUUCCUCCAUAUGUCCUUAUUUGGGCUGUGAAAGGCUGAGAUAAGUGUGCUGCCUGUUUACGUAUGCUGCCACCACUUACCUGAAAGUCCUGACUUCCUGUUAAACCGACCCUGAAUCAAUGCCAUAUUCAUUUCAUGUUUGCAGAAGUAUAAGCUGUGUGAAAAGGGGCCAUCAAUGGUUCCUCUCUUUAAGUAUUUAACCUUUUCGAAGGGGAAGUUCACCUCCGAAAAUGGCUUGUGGAAAUGAUUAGGUUGGAUUAAGCAGUGAUGGGAAGUGGAACUGGUGCGCACAGCAAACUGUUGGAGAAAGUCCGGACAUGGAAGUAGCUGCACGCUUUUUUUAAAAAUUACAAAUAGAUUUUUAUCGUCACAACACAUUUGAGUCACAGCAGACAUCAGUGUGAGUCAUAACAGGCUAUCCAGUGCUGCCCUGCAUCUUAACACUGUCAUCUUCUGCCUUAUAAAAUCACAGAAACACUCAUUACUUUAAUACUCAUACAGUAUAUUGACGCAUUAAAACAGGGUAAUGAAUAAUUAGCAGUGCUGCUCAAUUUAAGUUUAUGAAUACAUUGACUGGUCUGGUCUGGUCCAGGCAUGAUGAUACAUGAAGCAGAAAAAGUAUAGCAACAAAAGUCCCCUGUGUAUCCAUUUACAAAGAAAGUCAAACUUAAAAUCUUCUCAUCAUCACCCAAAGAGGAAUCAUGACUGUAAAUAUCAGGACUUUUCUUUCAAUACCAUGAGAUAUAUGUAAUUUUAAUUAUGGUGUGAGAACAGAAAUUAGAGAAAUUCUGUCAGUCAUCACCUACAAAACCUGAAUUUGAUGUGAAGGUGUGUAUCUUAUUCUGGACAUGCUGUGACUGCAUUAAAGAAAGACUACUGUUGUGAAACUGUAUGUUUUGAAGUUAUCAAAUCAAAGGAGCUGAAUGUAGUUCAUAUACAGUAUAUCUCUUCACACAGUAAUGUGCUGUUAUUUAAAACUGAAUUCUUGGUCACUGCUGCCCCCUUCAGGUUCCUUCUGGUAACCACACUUUAGUGUACUCACUGUCGGAGUUCCGUUACGAGGUUGAGUCUGAUGCAUUCAAAUCUAUGAGAACAUUUAAUUUUCAGAGUACAAGGUUAAAAAAUGUGUGAAACAGUUUCUAGAGUAAUAAGAGGAGGGUCGUUCCUACAUGAAGCAGGAGUGGAAGUGUAACUCCUGCGUGCUGUAAGGAACAAAAAGGCAUGAUAUUUAGAAAAAGUACACAUUAAUUUCAGGCCUUAAUUAUAUUGCGAUUAUCAAAUUUGCACUGACAACCAUAAGUAAAAACACGCGUCCUUUCACCUGUUAUUGUUGUCUGUCCAUCUCCUGAUGUCUGUCCUGCUUGUCCUUCACAGGUGUGGCAGAUUCCGGAGAAUGGCCUUGUUACUUCUCUGUCUGAGCCUGUAGUGGUUUUGGAAGGCCACUCCAAGCGUGUUGGCAUCAUCACAUGGCACCCAACAGCACGCAAUGUCCUGCUCAGUGCAGGUAAAAGACCUUGUUUAUGUCCUGAAAUAAGUCUUCGAUCCUUGAUAUGUCUCUGUGUUGACUGAUAACUUAAAGACAUAGUAUUGUAUGUGACUUUUCUAUGACACUGACCUGCUCACCCCGUCCUCAGGUUGUGACAACCAGAUCAUCAUCUGGAACGUCGGCACAGGAGAGGCCAUGAUCAACCUGGAGGACAUGCACCCUGAUGUCAUUUUCAACGUGUGCUGGAACCGCAACGGGAGCCUCAUCUGCACCUCCUGCAAGGACAAGUCCAUCCGUGUCAUCGACCCCCGCAAGGAGGCCAUUAUUGCUGUGAGCACUUUUCAAAGUCUUUGUUAGGACAGGGGAGGGGGUUGCUUUGAGUCACGUUUCUUUUUAAUGCUGUUGAUGAUGUUAUUUUGUUUUUAACAGUUAUGCACUUUGAGUUUGAAAUGUUCCUCUACUUCACAGGAGAAGGAGAAAGCACAUGAGGGAGCACGGCCCAUGAGAGCCAUUUUCCUUUCUGAUGGCAACAUCCUGACCACUGGUUUCAGUCGCAUGAGUGAGAGGCAGCUCGUCCUCUGGAACGCGGUGAGCACGACAACAUUUCUAGUGUGGCAUUUAAUUUAAUCUAAAUUCAAUCAUCUUAAACUUUAUUUUUUUAUUAUUUUUUGAGUUUGUUAGAGCGAGAUUCUCAUUUAAAAACUGGUUGGAAUAAGUUGUCUUAACAACUGCUUUUAGCUGUUUUAGACGUUCCUUUCUAAACAUUAUGUUUUUGAAUCCCAGAAGAACUUUUCUGAAUCUUCUGUUUUUAUUCCAGCAAAACAUGGAGGAGCCCAUGACUGUUCAUGAGAUGGACACCAGCAACGGCGUACUGUUGCCCUUCUAUGACCCCGACACCAACGUUGUUUACCUCUGUGGGAAGGUAAGUUAUCCUUCAAGCACUUGAUAUAUAAAUCAAGCUGAAUCAACAGAAUGCAGAAGUAAAACCCUUCAUUAUCUCCUGACAGGGUGACAGCACCAUCCGCUACUUUGAAAUCACGGACGAGUCUCCAUACGUCCACUAUCUCAGCGCCUUUUCCACCAAGGAGCCUCAGAGAGGCAUGGGCUACAUGCCCAAGAGAGGCCUUGAUGUCAAUAAGUGUGAAAUUGCAAGGUAGGUGUAGUUCCAAAGACGGUGGUGGUUAAUUGUCAUUGCUGACACCAGAGUGUGUCUGCAGUGUCUAUUAACAACUAGCUGUAAUCCGCAGCUCCUAGUUUGACCACAGGGUGGCAGACAUCAGUCACUGAUCUCUGUAGUUGUUCAUUUCUGCUCUAAAUCGAGGGUAAAUUUGUUUUUUGUGUUGGUAGGUUCUUCAAACUUCACGAAAGGAAGUGUGAACCCAUCGUGAUGACCGUGCCCAGAAAGGUGAGCUCAUAGUCCAGGUGUCCACUUCACCCAGAGUAACCAGAGCUCUAAUUUCUUUGUCGCAGACUGAAGCUUCGUCUUAAACUUGCUGGUUAGUUAUAAAGUUUUCUGUCCUUUUUUUCUUCAGUCCGACCUUUUCCAGGAUGACUUGUACCCGGACACAGCAGGUCCAGACCCUGCCCUGGAGGCCGAGGAGUGGUUCGAGGGCAAGAACGGAGACCCCAUUCUCAUUUCCUUGAAGAACGGCUACGUCCCGAUCAAGAACCGUGAAUUCAAGGUGGUGAAGAAGAACAUUCUGGACAGCAAGGUGACCAAGAACUCGGAAAACUCAUGCCCUGCCAACAAGUCUGCCUCCCCAACCCCAUCAAUCGUGAGUAUUGCUGACUUUUGACUCCCACCUCAGUCUUAGUAAUCAAUACACAUCUAAUGCACUCCUAGCUUGUCUUCGCUGCUCUCAGCAUCAUAUAGACAAACUUUAUGAGUUCAUGGUGCUGCAGUCUGCUGCUGGCUGUGUCCAUUAGGUAGUUUGUAAAUGUUGUUCAGCCCACCACAAACUGAGGGGUCUGCUGCUGCUGCUGGGCGUCCUGCUGCACCUCACCCACAACACAGCCACCAGCCUGGGACCCAGCCCAUGUGUCUCUCUGCAGCUCUGCUCUGUAAUCACGGCCCACUGGGCUCCAGUUCUGGCCAAACAUGUUAACCCCCAGAGCGCCAGUCUAUGCCAGUCUGUACACAGUUUCUGAGUCAGCUAAGGUUCGAGUAUAUUGCAUCCACAGUAGGCUGAUUGUCGUCGUAUUGUGAGAGAAAUGUGUACUAACAUGCCAACAAGUCUCACUGGUCUUUUGUUUGACCCACAGAAAUCUGAAGCCAAGCUGGAGGAGAUCUUAAAGGAAAUCAAAUCCCUCAAGGACCUGGUCAGCAGUCAGGAGAAGCGAAUCAUCAAACUUGAAGAGCAAAUGUCCAAAAUCGCCAUUUAG
Messenger RNA from Xyrichtys novacula (pearly razorfish), 33731 nucleotides. Lineage: Eukaryota; Metazoa; Chordata; Actinopteri; Labriformes; Labridae. The record is from the annotation of a GenBank genome assembly.